Colossoma macropomum (tambaqui) is the source of this 1188-nucleotide messenger RNA. It is a transcript of the gene tnfa, whose product is annotated as tumor necrosis factor a (TNF superfamily, member 2). The coding region runs from base 147 to 857 and encodes 236 amino acids. Gene Ontology annotation, biological process: immune response. Lineage: Eukaryota; Metazoa; Chordata; Actinopteri; Characiformes; Serrasalmidae. The record is from RefSeq and is a predicted model, not a curated record. Gene Ontology annotation, molecular function: tumor necrosis factor receptor binding. Gene Ontology annotation, cellular component: membrane. The transcript has 4 exons.
ACAACCACAUCUCUGUCAGCUAGGCUACGGCUCUGAGAGGAGGUCAGAGCAGUUGACAAAGUUGUAACUUUAGCAACUACAAGCGCCAAAGAAGACUGUGUCUUGGACUACUUUCCAGCAAGGACUAUCUACCAAACACUUUGACAAUGAGCACUGACAAGCAGAUCGUUUUGGAUGUGGACCUGGCCCAGGUGAUGGUCAGCAGGGAGAAGUCUUCUUCAGCGUGGUCGGGCAGGUGGAGGUUGGUCAUGGCUCUUCUGGCCGUGGCUCUAUGCACUGCUGCUGCUGUCUUCUUUACAUUUAACAAGCAGACGCAACACAAACCAGAUGAAACUGACGAUAUCAGACACACUCUAAGGCAAGUGUCCAGCAGUGCAAAAGCUGCCAUUCACUUAUUAGGCCACUACAAUGAGAACAACAAGGAGUCUGUGGAUUGGUGGGACAACGAUGGCCAGUCAUUCACAGAAGGAGGCCUGAAGCUGAAGGACAACCAAAUCCACAUCCCGCAUGACGGCCUCUACUUCGUCUACAGCCAGGCAUCCUACAGGGUCAGCUGCAGCUCUAAUGCUGAUGGAAGCGACGAGGAGGCCGUGGUCCAGCUGAGCCACAUGGUCUACCGCUGGUCCGACUCGUACGGCGAUGAAAAGCCUCUGCUGAGCGCCGUGCGGACGGCCUGCACGAAAUCCCCCAAGCAGUCUGAAGAGGACGACGAGGUGACGUGGUUCGGUGCCAUUUACCUGGGAGCUGUCUUUAAGCUGCAGGCCGGAGACCGUCUCUACACCAAGAUGAUGGAGAAGAUGCUGCCGCAGGUGGAGACUAAUCAAGGGAUGACUUUUUUCGGCGUGUUUGCCUUGUGAGGUCGGACUGGUUAGGAGUGGAGAAGGGAGUGAAAAGAUAAAGCGCAACUCUGCGAUGGUUGUCUAGUCGACUGAUCUUUCUGCUCAUGAUCUCUCACAGUGUUUCCCAUCUCCAGCACUGAGGAAAUACAGCACUGUAGAUGGGGAACCGGUAUAACUGUUUUAUAUUAAAACAUGUAAAAACCAUGUAAGCUCAAGGAUGAGCUGCUCUGCAACAGCCUGUAACUGACAGCAAAACUACAUCAAACUACAGCUGGUUUUGGAGAGAUCAAUAAUUAUGACUAUACGUGUGAAAUGUUAUUAAAAAACUAUUUAUAUUUUAAGUUAUAUU